Messenger RNA from Eupeodes corollae, 2141 nucleotides. Its product is annotated as sodium-independent sulfate anion transporter. Gene Ontology annotation, cellular component: membrane. Gene Ontology annotation, biological process: transmembrane transport. Bases 200 to 1999 code for a protein of 599 amino acids. The record is from RefSeq and is a predicted model, not a curated record. Lineage: Eukaryota; Metazoa; Arthropoda; Insecta; Diptera; Syrphidae. Gene Ontology annotation, molecular function: sulfate transmembrane transporter activity. The transcript is spliced from 9 exons.
UAGCCGCGUUCGUUAGGGUUUAACUUGUGAACGAGCGUGACUAGAAUCAUUUUGAAGUGAACAAUCGACAUGGCAAGAACGUAGUUAAACCAACAGCUCGGAAAAUAAAAUCAAGCAAGAAAGCGCAAAUACGUUUUGCUAGCAUUAAGAGUUAAUCAAAAAAUACACAAUCAUUUUUGUUUUUCUUGACUAUUUUACAAUGAUAAACGAAUCAUCAGCCAAUCUCUACAAAGAGGACCUGCCCGAUGUGUGUGAAAUAUUGAAGAAAAAAUCCCAAAAAUUAGCUCGAAAAGAAACCCUAACCAACACAUUGCCAUUUUUUAAAUGGCUCCCAAAAUACAAACCUAAAUUUUUACUUCAAGAUUUUGUUGCUGGUCUAACAGUGGGUCUGACAACAAUACCACAAGCAAUUGCUUAUGGAGUUGUGGCCGGUUUACCUCCACAAUAUGGAUUGUAUUCGGCGUUUAUGGGAUGUUUUGUUUACAUUUUAUUUGGAUCAUGUAAAGACGUAACAGUCGGACCAACAGCCAUAAUGGCUUUAAUGGUUCAAGGACAUGCAACGUCUAGUCCUGAUUUUGUGGUUUUAGCAUGUUUUAUAUCGGGAUGCGUUAUCCUUUUGCUGGGCUUAUUAAAUAUGGGCUUUCUCAUUCAAUUUAUUUCAAUGCCAGUUACAAUUGGAUUUAGUACAGCGGCAGCAAUUACUAUUGGGAGUGGCCAAAUAAACAGCUUAAUCGGACUAAAAAGUCCAUCAAAUGCCUUUGUAGCAUCAUGGCAGAAUUUCUUUACUAAUAUUACGCAUGCACGCUGGACUGACAGUUUACUUGGAAUAGGAACUCUGAUCCUGCUUUUGUGCAUGAGGAAAAUUAAAGACAUCAAGGGGCUUAACAAAUGCCUAACCAAAUACCUUUCACUCUCUCGAAAUGCUUUGGCAGUUGUGAUAGGAGCCAUAUUGGCCUACUGCCUUACACAUGAUGGUAACACACCAUUUAAAUUGUCAGGACAAAUCACACCUGGAUUGCCGCCAUUUGAAUUGCCACCAUUUAGCACUACUGUCAAUGGAACAUCGUAUUCCUUUUCAGAAAUGAUUUCCGAACUGGGCUCGUCAUUAGGAACGAUUCCAUUGAUUGCAAUCUUGGAAAGCAUUGCUAUUGCAAAGACAUUUAGUAAAGGAAAAUCUAUUGAUGCUUCUCAAGAAAUGAUUGCCCUUGGUAUGUGCAAUAUAAUGGGAUCUUUUGUUUCAUCAAUGCCAACGACAGGAUCAUUUACAAGAACAGCCAUCAACAAUGCAUCUGGAGUAAGAACAACUCUUGGUGGUGCAGUUACUGGAACACUGGUCCUUAUGGCACUAGUAUUCCUCACAACGACAUUUUACUAUAUUCCUAAAGCAACUCUAGCUGCAAUUAUAAUCGCAGCCAUGAUAUUCAUGGUCGAAGUUAAAAAGAUCAACGAGCUUUGGAUGGCCAAAAAAUCUGAUUUUAUUCCAUUUUUGGCAACUUUACUUUGUUCUUUAUUUUGGAGCCUUGAGUAUGGAAUAUUGUGUGGAGUUGGUGUGAAUCUUGUAUUUGUUUUGUAUGCAAGUGCACGCCCAAAAAUUGUCAUUUCAGUUCAAAAGAUAAGCGGAAUUGAAGUGGGUGUUGUCAAUGUGUUUUCAAAUCUUAAGUAUUCAUCAGCUGAGUACUUACGAUCAAAAGUGAUAAAAUUUGUGAAUGAACAUUUUGGUCGUGUGUCAGUUGUCAUAAUUUGUGGAGAGGAGAUAUUCUCAAUUGAUUCCACAGUGGCUGUGAAUAUUCUUUCUCUAAGAGAAGACUUAUCAUUAAUUGGUUGUGAAUUAAUUUGCUGGAAAUGGAAUUACAGCGCCGCUGGUGUUAUUUGCCGUUUUAAUCGUGAAGCUCAAAGUAUGUUUAAGUUUAUUGGAACAAAAGAAGAUGUUAUUGUUGAUCACAUAAAUUCACAGAAUAGUAUUAGCGCAACAAUAACAACAACAAAUCAGAUUCCUUAAAAUUAAUUUUUAUUUAUAAAAAGACUGUAAAUAUCCCAUUGUCGUAUUAUUUAAAGUUGAUGUUUUUAAGUUUAAAAAAAAUAAAGUACAAAAUAAAAAAUGCAUUUUAUUAAACGUUAAAAAAAAAAACAAUUAAGAAAAA